Molecule: messenger RNA, 817 nt
Organism: Amborella trichopoda
Lineage: Eukaryota; Viridiplantae; Streptophyta; Magnoliopsida; Amborellales; Amborellaceae
Product: cytochrome b-c1 complex subunit 6-1, mitochondrial
Biological process (GO): mitochondrial electron transport, ubiquinol to cytochrome c
Cellular component (GO): respiratory chain complex III
Source: RefSeq, a predicted model, not a curated record
ACCACACCCAUAACAGAGAGGGGACUAUACAAUACUUAUAUACAGUUCCAGUUUUUCCUCGUUUUAAAGCUGCUUGGGGUUGAGUCCGCGGAUGCCUCUUUUCUAUUCCCUCUCCUUUUCUCUCUGUCUCUUACCCUCUCUUUUUCUCUGUCUCUUACCCUGUGUUGCUCUUUAGUCACAAGCCGCCCACGCCAGAUCAAUUGAGGAAUACUCCUUACCGCUAUUUUCGUCUUUGGAUUUUGUAGCUAGUAUCCCAUCAGAAUGGCGGAUGAGGAAUUGGUUGAUCCGAAGCAAUAUCUCGAGGAAUCUUGCAAGCCAAAAUGUGUGAAGCCCUUACUUGAGUAUCAGGCAUGUGUUAAGAGGAUUCAAGGAGAUGAAACUGGGCACAAGCACUGCACUGGACAGUACUUUGACUACUGGUCUUGUGUCGAUAAAUGUGUUGCAUCGAAGCUCUUCUCAAAACUGAAGUGACACUGAAAGUGUGUGAUGGGUCAGUCUUUCUUCUCUUCAUUUCUAUUUGUCUCCUAUGGGGAUGCCUUGGGAUUUUCUUCUAGCUCUUCAUGAGCUCUCUAUUAGCCAUGUCAAGGUCCUGUUCUUGGAAACAAUACAUUUUUGCCAGCAGAAAUGUUUUUUUUCGGUGCAAAUCAUCCAUUCUGAUCCAUACUGGAACCAAUAAAAGUGUCUUCUCGAUUGUGAUAAAGGGUUUCUCUUUUGAGAUUUAAAACUAGUGACUCACCUUAUUUAGAGAAGCAGAGAAAGAAGCAAUUGAAGACAAGAAAUUUCUUUCUGAAUAUUACUUUUCACUACUUGUUAGUUC